Messenger RNA from Camponotus floridanus (Florida carpenter ant), 2661 nucleotides. RefSeq names its product aminopeptidase Q. Gene Ontology annotation, biological process: proteolysis; peptide catabolic process. The record is from RefSeq and is a predicted model, not a curated record. Gene Ontology annotation, molecular function: metalloaminopeptidase activity; zinc ion binding; peptide binding. NCBI's taxonomy places the organism in Eukaryota, Metazoa, Arthropoda, Insecta, Hymenoptera, Formicidae. The coding region runs from base 142 to 2661 and encodes 839 amino acids. The transcript has 12 exons. Gene Ontology annotation, cellular component: cytoplasm.
AUAGAGUAAUAACGAGCUAACUAAACUUUAUUAUUAUCAAGAAAUUAAAUUCUGAUCUGCAAACAACAUACAUACGAGAGAAGAAAAUACUUAUUUAGAUUUGCUAUAUUUAAGACGAAUGAGAGAAAGAAAAGGAGUAACAUGGCAUUCCUAAAAAUAUUAAGUUGUAGUCUAAUAUUCGUUGUUGCAGCGGCUUCUUUUGUUGAACAAUUGAAUGUAUUAUCGAAUUAUAACGUCCACUUUGUACUACAUGUCAAUACUAGUAUGUUCCAUGGCAGAUACAAUGUUAGCAUUCAUAUUCCUCAUGAAACACAAGAUAUAUAUUUUUAUACGGAAUAUCUGUCGAUAACUAGAGUUAUUGUAACAAACAAUACACAAAUAUCUAAAGAAAAUGAAGAAAAAGUUUUUGCUCAUAGACCGAAGAAAUUUGUUUAUGACACGGAAACGUAUACAACUACCAUUUCUUUUCCGUAUAAUUUAUCAUCAGGAAAUUACACUCUGAAUAUGAAAUUUUCCGGUAUUUUAAUUGAAGAUGGAGCAUUUAUAAUUUACAUAAAUGAACAAAGUGAUAGAAUGUGGUUGGCCGCAACGCACACAUUUGCGACUCGAAGAUUACUUCCACUUUUCAAAGAUACUCGAUAUGCUGGUUAUAAUAUUUCUAUAAGGCAUCAUAAAAAUUACACGGCUUUAUCAAAUAUGCCCGUUCAAGAAAUAAAUAUGGAUGAAAAUAAUAUGCAAUGGACACGCUUCAAAUCUACUCCUGUAAUGCCCGUUUAUUUCAUAGCGGCUAGUCUAGUUCAUCUCGUUUUUAUUUCAGAAAUAAAUCAGACUGCUAAAUUGUUGUGUAGAACAGGCAUGGUACCACAUAUGCAAUUUGCAAAGACAGUUGCUGAAAAUAUUGCAUAUUUCUUAGAUAAAGAGUUUCCGUAUAUCAGAAAAAGUCCGGAAACAAAUCAUAUUGUGAUUCCGAAAGUAACAGAUGAAGAAGAUAUAAAAUUCGGAUUUGUUCUUUAUGGAGAAGAAGAUGUUAUCUUUAAUGAAGAAACAAAUUCCGAGAUGCGCAAAAUUGAAAUAACGCGAAUAGUAGGAUAUAAGAUGGUGCACGAAUGGUUUUAUAAUGCAAUCGAUCCAUAUAAGUGGGAACCCUCAUUUAGCAAAGGUUUUGCUACGUUUUUUGGAAUUUACGCCGCCAAUAAGACAUUUCCGCAACUUCGAAUACAAGAUUUCUUUGUGGUUCAAAUGCAACAUGAUGUUCUUCAUUGGGGGACCAAGGAUACGUGGCCGCUCACAAUCGAAUCAGGAUUCAAUAGCUCUUUUGAAAUUCCUCGUUACAUCAAGGUCAGCAUUAUGUUCCGCUCGUUCCAAAUUAUAUUUACCGAAGAUUUGUUUUUGAGUGGUGUGACGAGGUAUUUACGAGAAUUUUACAAAAGCAGUAGGUUUUUCUUGAACUUAUUGCAAACGAUCAUGGAUACAUCACUUUUGGAAAAAAAAUACAAUUUAGAGGACAGAAUAGUUAAUUGGAUACAACUAAAUCAUUAUCCUGUGAUAAAUGUAAACAGAAAUUAUAAUAAUGGCAACUUGAAUAUAUCGGUAGAAAAUUUUAAUACGGAUAUAUGGAUAUUUAUGAAUAUUACUACACAGACGCAUUCCGAUUCGAAGAAAUUAUUGCCUGAAGUGUGGUUAGCAUCAAAUAUUUCGUACCAUAUAUUACAUAUAGAUUUCAUAGACAAGAAUGAUUGGGUAUUGGCCAAUUUACAACAAAGUGGAUGCUAUCGCGUCAAUUAUGAUGCCGAGAAUUGGAAUAGACUUUCGAAAUAUCUGAACUCCAACUCCUUUGGAAAAAUACAUGUUCUCGAUCGUGCUAAAAUCAUCGACGACACAUUUCAUUUCCUGAUGACAGGCCAAUUAAAUUUUACUGUAUUCUUGGAUAUUUCACAUUACUUAUGGCAAGAUACAGAUUAUAUCGCAUGGUAUCCUAUGUUCAAAAACUUGGAAUAUAUGUCGGGUUUCUUUGCGUUUCCAGAAAGCGCACCUAUAAAGACACAAAUAAUGCAACCAUUGAGUGAGAUUUUAUGGGAAAUAAACUAUCCCGAUUUUAAAUCAAAUAGAAGCAUGCAGGAGAGCUUUUUCACUAAAUCUUUGAGAGAAGAGGCUUCAAGAUGGUUAUGCACUUUAAGUCAUGAUUAUUGCCUUUCAGUAGCCAAUCAUGGAUUAAUAUCAUAUUUUAUAAGUUGUACAAAAACUUUACCAUACAAAAUUUGGAUGGGAUGGAAAGAAUGGACAUUCUGCAAUGGUUUGAAGGAAGCGAGUGACGAUACUUGGGUACAAGUGUUUAACAUAUAUUUGAAAGAAUCAAAUUAUAAUGCUUUAAAAUUUUUAGCUUGCUCCAAAAAUUCUUCAAUUAUUAUCCAAUAUAUAAAUGUAAUGACUUUGGGCUCUGUUCUGGGAAAAGUAAUCACCGAUUUUGAACAUAUAAACAGUUUUUAUUUUAUUGUUGCAAGGCAUGCAAAGAAUAAGGAAGUAUUUGAUUUCAUACUAUACAAUCUGGAGAGAAUAAAACCUAAAGGACUCAAAUUUAUUACAGCAUUAACUGUAAUCAUUAAUUUUGUAUAUUAUAAGCAACAUAUUGAUAAGAAUCGCCAAUUAUUGGACAUUGGAUAG